Pseudovirgaria hyperparasitica is the source of this 1341-nucleotide messenger RNA. RefSeq names its product ornithine carbamoyltransferase mitochondrial precursor. Gene Ontology annotation, molecular function: amino acid binding; ornithine carbamoyltransferase activity. Bases 139 to 1236 code for a protein of 365 amino acids. Gene Ontology annotation, cellular component: mitochondrion. The transcript is spliced from 2 exons. The record is from RefSeq and is a predicted model, not a curated record. Lineage: Eukaryota; Fungi; Ascomycota; Dothideomycetes; Acrospermales; Acrospermaceae. Gene Ontology annotation, biological process: L-citrulline biosynthetic process.
CAGCUUUUUACGUUUUCACGCCUUGUCGAGUCACGACUGAUCUCAGGUGCUCGUCAAGAUCCCCGCCGUAGAGUGAAUUUGUCCUCGUAAAAGUUCUGGUUGCGCCUUUAUCUAACCUCUAACAACAAGGCAGUCGCAAUGGCUCCUCUGAGACCAUCUCCUUUCGUUCGACAGCUUCGAGCAUCUCAAAUCCGCCAUUACUCUUCUCCUACGACCCCACCGACUUCACCAUUUGCUCCACGCCAUUUGCUCUCAAUUGCAGACCUCACGCCUACUGAAUUCACAGCAUUGGUUCGCAAUGCAGCUUCACAUAAGCAGGCCAUUAAAUCUGGCGCAGUCCCCCAACAUCUCAUUGGAGCGCUGUCCGGCAAGACUGUAGCUAUGCUCUUUAGCAAGCUGAGCACACGAACCAGAGUGUCAACAGAGGGAGCAAUUGCACAACUUGGUGGAUCGCCUAUGUUCCUGGGAAAGAACGACAUUCAAUUAGGAGUGAACGAAUCCUUAUAUGACACGACCGUCAUCAUAUCUAGCAUGACUUCCGCCAUCGUAGCCCGCGUCGGCCCUCAUAGCGACAUCGCUGAAAUAGCGAAGCAUUCCUCUGUUCCUGUCAUCAACGCCCUGUGUGACACUUUCCACCCUAUGCAAACUAUCGCCGAUUUCCUCACAAUUCACGAAGCCUUUCCUUCCAGCUCCUCUGCUCUCCGAUCACACCGUGGCGCAAGUCUAGGCUUAGAAGGCAUGAAGAUCGCGUGGGUCGGCGAUGCCAACAAUGUCCUAUACGACCUUGCCAUAGGGGCCACGAAAUUAGGCGUCAACCUCUCGGUCGCUUCACCCGAGGGUUACGGCAUCCCAGAGCACGUCAAAACCAUAAUUGCCAAGGCAUCGGAGACUUCGCCGCAUCAUGGCAAGCUUGAAGAGACAACCUCGCCUCUCGAAGCUGUUAAAAAUGCGGAUGUCAUUGUCACAGACACUUGGAUAUCCAUGGGCCAAGAGGAGGAAGCUAAGAAGAGGAUCAAAGCCUUCCAGGGCUUUCAGGUUACUAGUGAGAUGGCGAAAAAGGGCGGAGCGAAGGAGGGAUGGAAGUUUAUGCACUGUCUGCCUCGCCACCCAGAAGAAGUUAGCGACGAAGUGUUUUACGGACCGAGGAGUCUGGUCUUCCAGGAGGGUGAGAACAGGCUGUGGGCAGCUGUUAGCGCUCUGGAAUCAUUUGUCGUUAAUAAAGGAAAGAUUAUUUAGGCUGUUUCGGCUGUCUGACUGGCAAGCAUGAACAAUGUGAAAGUCUGUAGCAAUGAGACCAAUUAUAUUUAUGCAGGUUCUACGGGUUCUACAUCCACCCAAUCU